This is a messenger RNA of Rhododendron vialii, 1586 nucleotides long. Its product is annotated as probable beta-1,3-galactosyltransferase 8. Gene Ontology annotation, molecular function: hexosyltransferase activity. The transcript is spliced from 8 exons. The coding region runs from base 138 to 1403 and encodes 421 amino acids. The record is from RefSeq and is a predicted model, not a curated record. Gene Ontology annotation, cellular component: Golgi membrane. NCBI's taxonomy places the organism in Eukaryota, Viridiplantae, Streptophyta, Magnoliopsida, Ericales, Ericaceae.
CACCUUCAACUCGUAAAAUAGUGUACGACUUUUUGCGCUUAUAUACAUUGAAACUAGCUAGGAAAGUUAUACUAAAUAGUAGUAGUACUUAAUUUCUUGACAUAUAUUUUUGCAUCUAUUUGUGGUUGGCAUACGUCAUGAAGGAAUUUACAAAGGAAAGCAAGCAGGGGAUAUUAGUAACCGGGUAUCAGAAUUUGAAAUCGAGUGUGUGGCGGUGGCAGCUGCUCGACAACAAGCCUAACAAAAUGAGAGUAGUAAAGCCAGUUGCUGGAAAAGUCAUUCUCAUGCUUUGCAUUGCAAGCUUUCUCGCUGGAUCCCUUUUUACCACCCGCACUUCUUCAAUCCACUCUUCAGAGAAUAAGGAUUUGGAGAACUUGAACACAGUUGCUCGUGAUUGUGAUCAUAAACGUAAAUUGUUUGAAGGGACAGGAGACAUUAUGGGCGAAGUAACCAAGACGCAUCAAGCUAUCCAAUCGCUUGAUAAAACAAUAUCGACGUUGGAGAUGGAACUGGCGGUAGCUCGGACAAAAAAAUCAGGCAGCAGCAAUCUUCUUUCAUUGCCCAAGUCAUCUAAUCAUACCCUACAGAAAGCUUUCGUGGUAAUUGGAAUUAAUACUGCUUUCAGCAGCAAGAAACGGCGCGACUCCCUUCGUGAAACAUGGAUGCCAAGAGGAGACAAGCUAAAGAGAUUGGAGAAAGAGAAAGGGAUAAUAAUGAGGUUUGUGAUAGGACACAGUGCGACACCGGGAGGAGUCCUUGAUCGAGCGGUAGAUGAGGAGGCUGCUGAGAACAAGGACUUCCUUCGCCUGAAACACGUUGAGGGAUACCACCAGCUCUCGACCAAGACUCGCAUUUACUUCUCCACAGUUGUCUCAAUCUGGGAUGCUGAAUUUUAUGUCAAGGUCGACGAUGAUGUCCACCUUAAUUUGGGCAUGCUAGUGAGCACAUUGGCACGGUAUCGGUCGAAACCAAGGAUUUACAUUGGCUGCAUGAAGUCUGGGCCAGUUCUCUCUCAGAAAGGGGUAAGAUAUCACGAGCCAGAGUUUUGGAAGUUUGGGGAAGAGGGGAAUAAGUACUUCAGACAUGCCACCGGUCAACUCUAUGCCAUCUCGAAGGACCUCGCAUCUUACAUCUCUCUCAACUCACCAAUAUUGCACAGGUAUGCCAACGAGGACGUCUCUCUGGGGUCAUGGUUCAUUGGCAUGGAAGUUGAACAUGUUGACGCUCGUUCUAUGUGCUGUGGAACUCCUCCAGAUUGUGAAUUGAAGACACAGGCGGGGAACGUAUGUGUGGCAUCAUUUGAUUGGACAUGCAGUGGAAUAUGCAAAUCUGUGGAGAGGAUGAAAAAUAUACACAAUACUUGUGGAGAAGGAGAUGGAGCUGUUUGGAAUGUUGAUCUCUGAAUGUUUCACCUCCCAAAAUGCUCAAGCUACUGCUCUAGUGCUUAAACAAAAAAGAAGGAAAAGUAGUGUUUUGUACCCCUUUCCCUAUGUUUUUCCCCCCCGAGGCUUUUCUCUAUUUUAAUUUAACAUAUUUAGAAGUUAGAACCAUAAUUAUGCCUAAUAAACUUCCGAGAUUUAUGAUCA